Messenger RNA from Vespa crabro (European hornet), 9406 nucleotides. Its product is annotated as cytochrome b5 reductase 4. The transcript is spliced from 12 exons. NCBI's taxonomy places the organism in Eukaryota, Metazoa, Arthropoda, Insecta, Hymenoptera, Vespidae. The record is from RefSeq and is a predicted model, not a curated record. Bases 1034 to 2746 code for a protein of 570 amino acids. Gene Ontology annotation, molecular function: heme binding; oxidoreductase activity. Gene Ontology annotation, biological process: superoxide metabolic process; generation of precursor metabolites and energy. Gene Ontology annotation, cellular component: endoplasmic reticulum.
AUUACAGUCGUUCGUGAACACUUUCCGGCGACGUUCGUUCAUCGGCCGAUUUACGUCGAACGUAAAACUUUUCACGUGCGUUUUCAUCAAGUCAUUUAUUCUUUUGACUUUGCUUGUUUGCCCGUUUGAUUGGCACACAGGCAAAUUUAUGAAUCGAACAAGUUUCUGUACGUGCAUCUUUCUUUUUCUCUCGUGCAAUGUCGAUACUGUGACGAGAUCAGUUAUGAUCGAUUAUGUGCUCUCACGUACGAAUAAAGUUAGAGCGGUUGUCACGCUCAUUGAAAUAUUUCAUAAUUAAAGAGCAAGGCAUAUCGAGUUAAAUUUGUUCUACGUGGGCAGUUUUCUCGCUUUUAUCUCGUGUUCAUGACCUUGAUAAAAGAUAAAUAGAUAUAUACGUGUGUGCCUAUAUAUAUAUAUAUAUGUAUGUAUGUAUCUAUAUAUAUAUAUAUAUAUAUACAUAUAUGUAUAUAUAUAUAUAAAGAGAGAAAGAGAGAGAGAAAGAAAGAUCGCGAUGCAUUUUAAAUAUGCGCGCCCGCAAAAGGUGAAUGCCUUCUGAUCAUUCAAGAAAGACAAGGAAGCACAAUUUUCUCGAUUCAAUUCGUUCUAUGUUUAAUGUAACUUCCAAGAGUGUCAAGGCUGUGAAUGAAUAAUAGCAUUUUCGAAAGUUUUUUUUCUAUGUCGCCUAUCGAUCUGCGAGCACGAUAUAUCCUCGCUUGGUCAUAUCUAAAUUUACUGCAUCGUAAACAACAACAAGGUGGUAGUCGAGACACAGAAAGGAUUGCAUCUAUCUCUUCUCGCAAGAGAUUUGUUUCUCAAAAAGUAUUCUUUUACAACGAGUUUAUUGAAGAUAAUUAACGUAUAAUACAUCUGGAUAAACAACUAUAAGUUUGACUCGAUGAAGGUAUCGAUGUGGACUAAUAACCGUGAGGUUGAAGAUUAACGAUCGAAUUGAUAUUGACAUUGUGAGUAAGAAAGAGAGAAAGAAUAAGAAGAAGAAGAAGAAGAAGAAAAUACCUUGUAAAAGUGAUAAAAUAUGAAGAGAGUUAACUUGCCUCAGAACGAAAACGAGACAGGUUCGGUCGACGCGACGGAUUUGCAAGAAAAAAUGAGGAUGAUCGAUGUAAAAUCUUCCUCACCUACGAGUCUCUUAGCAAAGAACACUCUGUUGCUACCGAGCGGAGUCGUUUAUGUAAAACAAUUAUCCAAUGUAAGUUCGACGAGCGACACUGGAUCGUCCACGAAGUCUUCUGGCUCGGCAACUGGUAAUCCAAGAAAUAAGACAGCCUUAGCACCGGGUCAUAGUGUCAUGGACUGGAUUCGAUUAGGUAAUUCUGGAGUCGACUUAACCGGAGUUGGUGGUAUUCCACGUACUGUCACGUUAACCGAGUUGGCUAAUCAUAAUAAGCAAAAUGACGCUUGGAUCGCAAUAAGAGGUAUCGUUUUCAACGUGACCCGUUACAUGGAUUUUCAUCCUGGCGGAAUCGAUGAGCUAAUGAAAGGAGUUGGAAAAGAUGCUACGAAAUUGUUCGAUAACGUUCACGCGUGGGUAAAUUAUCAAAGUCUUCUACAGAAAUGCGUCGUAGGUAGACUGAGUCGUCCCUCCACUUCGAACCUGUCCAAGGCGAAUGAAAAAUCUUCCGUUGCGAACGACUUGAAAAGUUGCACAACGCAAAGAAAAAGCGAAGAAGAAAUCGGUUUUGAUCUUUCGAAAAUGAAGAUGGAUUGGCGGCAAACUUCGAACACGAUAACGCUCUUUUAUCAAACGAUAAACGACUAUCAAGGUAUCUACUAUCGUAUAUCAAGGAUAAACGAUGCCAAGCUCGUUUUUAAUCUCUCCUUUGAAAAGGAUAUCGUUAUACACGAACUCGAGUUGGCCGGGGAAAUCGAAUGGCCACCUGCGUGGAAUAGAAACUAUGAAAGCAUGGAAGUAGACUUUACCUUCAGGAAAAAAGAUAAAACUUUAUGGAAAACUCAAGGUAAUCAUACUUUAUCCAGAGAACCAAUAACCAACAAGAGGACUUACAAAGAAUACGAGGUAUUAAGUAACACGUCCCUUUGUAAAUUAGUUCAUCUGUUGGUUCUACGAGCUAAAGAUUCUUUAGAAUUAAUACCAAUUGGUAGGCACCUGGAAGCAAAAAUGAAAAUCGCAGGUGUUGAGAUUUCUAGAUACUAUACACCUGUACCAGCCUGUCUUCAUCCAGAAGACAUGGCACCGAAUUAUACGUCAGAUUGUAUCUGUCUCAUGAUUAAACAAUACGAAGACGGUGCUCUCAGUCCAUCCAUAACAGCUUUAAAUGCCAAAGAAAAGCUUACUUUGAGCAACGGUCUUGGUGUCUUUGUCGUCGAAUCCUUUGAUCGUUAUUCGGUCGUUCAUAUGUUGGCUGCUGGCACAGGACUAACGGCAAUGUUGGGAAUAAUUCAACGAUCUCUUGCCAGGCGUAACGUGAAAAGUAUCAAUCUCGCCAACUUCAAUAAAGACGAAGAUAACAUGUUCUAUGUAGAGCAAUUGGAGAGAGCUUGCAAGGCAAAUAAAUUGAAAGUUACGCAUAUUUUGUCGCAACCAAGUGAUUCCUGGAAAGGUAGACGUGGUACGAUAUCCGAUGAACUUUUGAAUGAAUUAAUAGGCAACUGUUCACCGCAUAGUUGUGUCUUCGUUUGCGGUCCUAAAGGAUUCCUAGUUUCUUCAAGAAAAUGUCUCCGUAAUCUUGAUUGGAAGGCCUAUCAAAUGUACGAAUUCGACGAUUAAAAUUAUCUUAAAACUCGUUUAUAUUUUAAGCUUGAUCGAUGAAGAAAGCUGAAAAAGUCUGCGUUUAAUUAUUUAUUAUAUAAAUUCUCUCUACGAGUAGUCGAAUAUUGGGAUAUUGAGAAAGUUAUAUAUUAUCCAUCCCAUAUGAAACUAUUACAUAAAUAAUAGAGUUUAUUAUCCUGAAUAAGAAAUUCAGUUGAUAUACAAAAAGAGGUACGCUUGAAAAAGUACUUGUUGAAGGAUUAAACCAAACUUAAUUAUACGAAUUUUGCCUGCCUUGUAUGAGCCGGUUUAGUACAAAGAAGAAAAAAAAAAAUUUUUUAAAGUCUCUCAUUCGGUCAUUAUAUACAUCAUUAAUAUUUGCCAAGAGAAUUGCGAAUGAGAUACGUUAUUUUGAAUGUUCGUACUUAGAUUCGAUAUAUGUAUAGGUUUAGAAAAAUAUUUGUAUUUGAAAAGUCUAUUGAUUAUAUUUUCAAGAGAAGAUUAUUUAUAAUCUUCUAAUUAUCUUAUCUCACGUAUAUCAAUGUUAAGCAAAUUUUAGUACAAUUAUUACUUAUAUUUUAUUAAGUCUGUAAGUGCUCUACUAUCGUCGUUGUUAACAAUACUUCCAUCCAUAUCUGUCCUGUCUUAAGCAUUUAUAUACAUACUAUAAGUGGAAAAACGUAUAGAAUAUUUUUUUCUAUAUUUUAAAAAUAAUAUCUAAGUUUAACGUAAACAAAUUCUUUGGCUACAUUCCUCUUAUCUAAAAUCUAUUGUAAGUUUUAUCAAUGAUAUGCCAUCCUCUUCGAAGUACCGUUUUAUUAAACAAUAUUUUUACACUACGCAAAAGAAACCGACUAUGAAUUAUAAUAACCUAUAAUUCAAUCUUAGCUGUGAUUAAAACGAAUUAAAUUAAUGUGAUCCAUUAUCAAAGAAAGUCUUUAAAGUAAACAAAUCUAAUGACGAAGAGUAUUAUACAGCAUUAACAACAUUAACGCGAUAUUUUUGGAUUUGUCAAUUGCGAAGUACAACAGAUUUUUCGCGAGACUACUAUUACAUAAUUUUCUGUUAAUUACUUCGAGUAUGGAUGAUAAUUAAUAUGACUCAUUGUAAAUAGCAAAAAAAAGAAUCAUCGUACGUUAUCGACAAAAAACAAGAAAAAGAACAAAGAAUUAUAUCACAUUCACUAUUUGACAUUUCUUGAAAAUAUUAGCUCGUAAGAACUGUUUGUACCAUAAAUCCACAUAUCGUACGGUCCAGUUUAUGUAUUUUUAUGAGUUUAAUGAUAUUAUAUGUGUAUACGAUUCUUAUAGAAAAUAAAAAUGUACUCAAUAGUCUAACAUUUAUUUAUAAAUCGUCCAUUCAUUUCCCCUCCUCCUUUCACAAUUAAUUACAGUGUACGAAAAUUGCGAUCGAAGAGUAUACUUGCAGAGAUCUUGUUUAUCUCGUACCGUAUCAAAGCGUACUACUAUUUGUUGAUCUCUCGAUGCUACCACAUGUAUACUUUCUAUUAAAUUCUCAAAAAGUACAAAAUAAAAGAGAAAAUAGAGAGAAUAUUCAUUAACGUAAAGAACAUUACAAAUGCAGGUGGAAACGAUCGAUAAAUAGCAAAUAUCGCAGCGUAGUAAUGAAAAUGUGAUAAAUUUGAAUUUGUACAAUUGGAUUGAUUCAAAAAAUCGAUUAAUUAUGAUUUAGUUUUUUUGCAGAGAGAGAAGAGAGAGAGAGAGAGAGAGAGAGAGAGAGAGAAACUCUGUUUAAAGACAUUUCGCGGGAUAGAAAAAAUAUAUGUAUAGUUUUCUCUUUUUCCCAUUCCGGCAAGAGGGAAAACUUUUCACAAGCGUGAAACUUUCACGGCCGAGUUAAUUUUCCGGUAUGCUUAUAUACAUAAAUAUAACACACACGCGUAUACAGAGACGACACACACGCGUCUACACAGUGAUUAUUGAUCGUCGUAACUUCUUUUUCCCGCAAUAUGACGUAACGAGAACACCGGCUGGGCAAAGACGAAUGUCUUUUGGCUUCGCGUUGGUAAAAGAAGAAAAAUGCGUUGCGGCUUCGACAGCAAAAGUACCAGUAGGAUCAUUUAUGUCGACUAUACGCCGCAGCAUCCUUUCUGCCGCGCUUGGCCUUGAGGAUCCAGACGAUCAUCGGACGAUCAUCGGUUAUAAUAUAACCGAUAAAUAGAGAAACUAAAAUACAAUUUUUUGCAAAUAGAGAAACUGAAAUGUCAUGUUUUCUGACAGAUAAAACUUAGUUAAGUAUCUACAAAUAGAAUCUAACGAGUCAACGAUCGAGAGAGGCGGUUCUUGAAAUAAUGAUGAAGAUGAGGAAAGUCAUGAAGGAUCCUUCCUUAAGAGGGAUCUUUCGAUUCGAAUUAAGAUCCUUCCUUUCCUUCGACUCCUUUCUCUUAGAUUUCAUUAUCGUUCGCCGAAUUAUUCUAAUAAUCUACCAGGCGCGCUGGAACUAAAAUGAAUUAGAGAAGUUUCUCAGACGAAGUUCUAUGCUUAAUUUUUUCUUAAAAGAACAAGAGAGAGAGAGAGGGAGAGCGGGAGAACGUUUCUAAUCAAACCGUCGCUUCAAAAGAUUUUCUUAUGCAUUAUGAAUUAUAAUAAAUGACGUCGUGCUGUUAAUAAUCAGUUUACAUAAUUUAUUAUUCGAUAACAAUUGUUUCAUUGAAGGCUAUCGAUAUGUAUAUAUGUAUGUAGCGUUAUCGGACCACGAUGCUUUUCACUUAAAAAUCUAUAGCGUGACGCUCUUCCGUUCCGUUGCAUAGCGUUGGUUGGUGCCGAUUGAAAACUCGCGAAGGAAUAACAAUGGUUGAGAUUUUUUUCUCGAGGCCAAGAUAUUUCCCACUAUCGAGAUUUUUUCUACUCCUGCUAUACUUUUUUUCUUACUUUUUUUUUUUUUUUUUCUUUUUAUUUUCUAACGAGAGAGAGAGAGAGAGAGAGAGAGAGGGAGAGAGAGGGAGAGAGAGAGAAAGAAAGAGAAACGAUUAAAAGAACUUUUCUAUACGAUAUGCACGGUUUCGAAUCAGCUUCCAAGUGAAACUCGUUCGGCGUUUGUUUGCCUGGUUUAUUCGUGAGUGAAAUCUAAAUACGAUGUAUAAUAUAUGUACGUGGUAUACAUGCGAACAACUUGCAAACAUAGAGAUAUAUAUGUUUACUAUUUUCUACCUUAUCAUCGCGCAUGCAAAUGGCGAAACAUAAUACUAUUUACAGGAGAAUUAAUCCUGGCUUCUGCUCGGCCAGCAUCACCGCUGGACCCAUGUCGAAUACUGUCUUUAUCGAUCGAACAAUGCAUCGCAAUGCGGUGAAUGGUGCUUAAGCAUUGUUCAAGUCUUGGAAGAGAAUAUCGAUCGUUUCUAUUCUUCUAUCGUGAUUAAGAUAGUACAUCCACCUCUUUUUUUUUAUGCGGAAGUAACUUUCGAAAGAUAGAUAGAAAGUGAGAUAGAGAUAGAGACAAAAAGAUGAAAAAUCAGAAGUAAAGAAAAUGUUAUGGAUACUUUCUCGCAUAAUAAGAUGGAAUAAGAGUAGAUGGAGUAAAUAUAAAACCCGACCUUUCCUUCUUAUUUCUCUCUCUCUCUCUCUCUCUCUUUCCCUCUCUUUCCCUCUCUCUCUUUGCCUCUCUUUUCUCAGCAUCCAAAUAUAAAGAAGUAUCCCUUUGCCGUUCGAGCCGUUUUUAUGAAAGUCUGUCUCCUCUUCUUUUUCUUAUUUUUCUUCCUUUCUUUUAUUUUUUUUCUCUUUUCUUUUUCUUCUUGCACCUUUCAUUAUGCUACAUUACGCGUUACGCCUGAGGACGGAAGAUGCAUCCUUAACUCGUUUUCUCUUUCUCUCUCUUUCUCUCACUUUUCUUAAGACGAAAGGCUUUUAUUUAACGGAAAGCGUUAAUUUCAUUUUCCGGCUCGAAAAACGAGUCCUUCGUUUGCUUUCCGUUUUCUCCCUCUUCUUUUUAUUUUUCUCUAUUAAAAGCGCGAACUAGGUAAUCUCAAUGUAUAUCAAUGUUCCGUCGAAAACUGUGAUCGAUAAUUAAUCAAAUGGAUGUGCGCUCUGUCGCAAUCUCUUGUCAUUUUUUUAAUCCAUUUAAAAAAGUAGCAACGGCUAGUAGAGUGUUGUUAUUCAAUUGAUUAUAGUUUGCUUUUUGUGUUCUGUCCGAAGAUGAUUUUUUUUUUUUUUUUUUUUUUUUUUGAUGGCAUGGAGGAAAAUUGAUAUAAGGGAUCGAGGAAGGCCAAGAAGAAAAGCUUCUUUGACGCGGCAUCUAAUCCUAAUCUCCUUUUAAAUCUAUCAUAAGUCGUACGACCUCGCGCGCGUCUUGGAUUUAUGAGGUUCGCUCGCGGACGUUCGAGGUGUGCUAAGUAGAAAGAAAAAAAGAAGAAAAGAGAAGACAGAAGUAGGGUUAAAAGAACACGGUCACGUGGCACCGUGAUUGAAUAAAUUAAAGAGCUCGUAUUUUUUUUUUUUUUAUCGAAUUAUUUAUCCACGAGUAAAAAGAAAUAUUUAAUAAAACAGGAACAAGAAAACGGAGUAAUUAAAUGGCUUUUGGACAUCUUUACUUUUCUUUCCGAGAUAGUACGCCACUGCAUAUUACUAUGUAAUUUUUGUAAAUUUUAACUUGUUUUUAUUUUUCUUUCUCUCGCAUAUUUAGCAACGGUUUAUUAAGAUUAAUCGAUUCUCAAAAGAAUGUUCGUGACAUGGCACGCGAUGACGAAGAGAGGAACGUCGGUGAUUUUCUCGCAAUUUUUCAACGUGCAUCGUGGGUACUGUUAGCAGAAAGAGAAAAAAAAAAUAUAGGCAAAGGCGUGGAGCUUCAAAUUCAUUUUCUUCAUUAAUUACGAAACCGUGCUGACGACGUUUUUCAAACAUUCUACGAAUACCGCAUGUUUCCCAUCUCUCCGUUUUCGAAUUAUUUUCGAUUCUACUUCACUCAGUCUCUUUUUCUCUUUUUCUACUUUGCGUGGAUAUUAUUUUACGAGAACGGAAAUGGAAGAUGUUAUGAAAGAGCGAUGAAUAUAUAGGAUAAAUAUACAUAUUUUAAUGAUAAUCAGCGGUAAACUUCGUAUAUUUGUUUUUCUUUUAAGGCAAAGUUUAAGUAAAUAGACAAAUGUGUGAAUAUUUAUCGAUCAUAAUUAAUUCCUUUAAGUAUGUUAAUCAUUUUUUUUUCUGUCUGCUUCCUUUUUUUUCAUUUUCAUUCGAAGAAGGAAAAUAGAAUUGAUUUGAAAAUCCUUAAUAAUUAUUCUUUAGUCAAGGAACGGAAACAAUGUCGUAAUUCGCAUCAGCGAUCGAUUUUUUUAAUCCUUUUCCAAUCCUAUCCAUUUCUCGCGCUUCAUCCUUUCAUGAAUAGUAAUGCGCUCGAUAAUGAAUAAAUCCGAGAAACAAAAUGUGUUGCGCGUGGGUGUCGAUGCGAGAAAUAAAUAACGAUCUUCUACGGUGGGCUGUAUAGGGCAAAGAAAAAUAGAAAAAAGAAGGAAGCAAAACAAGUAAAAUUCAUUCAAGGUUCGUUUAGGCGAAUGGUGUCAAUGAACGAACGGGGAUGCGUCGAAUCCAAAUCCAUUUGAGAUUCUCUCGUAAGCUAAGUUUUAAGCUUACGACUGGUAGAAGAGAGGAGAGAUUUCGUUUCGUAGUAUUCACGUUUCAAUUAGAGAUUCCGAUGCUUGAGUAUAUUUCAGUCAUUUUAACGUACCUUUACAUCUUCUCGAAUUCGUCAGGAGUACGAGCCUUUUUUUUUUUCUCAAUGGACGCAUUACAAUGAAAUUGUUGGAAAUUUGAAACACAUACAAUGAGAAAUGGAUGAUGAAAAAAAAAUCGAACACUCGUUAUUUCUCUAUCAUCAAAUUCUCGUUAAUUCUCGUUGAGACAAAGGUGAUCUAUACGAUUCGAAAAAAAUAGAAAAAGGAAAAGAGAAGAUGGAGUGGGUGAAAAGAAAAGGGCGAUAUGCGUGGUUGAAGGGAAGGGAAGUCAAAGAAGUGGAGUAGGAAGGGAAAAGAUAAGGGUGAGAAAAUCAGAACAGAAUAGAGCAGAGCAGGGCAGAACAGAGCAGAGCAGAGCAGGGCAGAACAGAGCAGAGCAGAGCAGAGCAGAGCAGAUCUGAGCAGAGCAGAGCAGAAUAGAGUAGAGUAGUAUAGAGAACAGAAGAGAAGGGGAGCGGAAAGAGUCAGGGGUGUCGCGGGGGGUGCCGAUGUAUCCGAGGGGGAAGCUUAAGCAUAGGGAUGCUGUGGGCAGAGAGCUGUUUCAGUCGCGCGACGGCUCUCGCCCCGGCCAGUCGAUCGAGCUCUUGCACAAAAGGGAGAGAGAUACACGUUUCUCUCUCUUUCUCUCUCUCUCUUUCUCUCUUUUUCUCUCUCAUUCUUUUUCUUUUCGUCCUGUUUACUUCUUUCUUCUCCAAUAAAUUUUUCCUCGAAAAAUAGUUAAUUAUAUCGUGAGAUGAAAAAUCAUUCUUUUAUCAUUAAUGAACAUUUUUUUCGAGACUAAUCAUGUCGAACAAAAAAUGGUGUAUCUCGGUGUACGAUUAUACUUUAACGCGGGACGGCUAAUAUUUGGAGGAUAGAUCGGGAGAGGAAAGAGAAAAAUCCUCCAACCACCUGUGUUUCCAGGACAAACGCGCCAAGGAUGUCGCUCGUGUUGGCUUCGAUGUAGUUUACCUAUAUCUCUUCCUGGAUUAAAGGAUACGCGGAUUAAGGAUUUUCAC